CAUACUUUGUGUACGUCAUUGACAUGGUCUUUAUAUUGCACUACUCGUUUAGCAAUUAGACCUAGUUCCUGGCUGCAUUUACACAGAGACAUGAAUGCUAAUAGUAUUGUGUUCUUUGUUAAUGGAUCAAAGGUGGAGGUCAGCAGCACAGAACUAGAGACUUGGGCGACUCUUUUAUCAUAUCUAAGAGGAAAAUUAAGGCUGACCGGAAGUAAGAAUGCCUGUGGUCAGGGCAAUUGCGGUGCUUGUUCGGUCUUAUUGUCCGAGUUUGACCACAAGUCUCAAACCAUAAGACACGUAACGGUGAAUUCCUGUAUCACUCCGCUAUUCUAUGUACAUGGAUGCGCUGUUACUACUGUGGAGGGAAUUGGCACGUCACGUGAUGGUCUACAUCCGGUUCAGAAGAGCUUGGUCCAGAUGCAUGGAAUACAGUGCGGGUUCUGUACACCUGGAAUGGUCGUCUCCUUGUGUUGUUUACUUCGAAACAACCCUACACCGACCAAGGCGGAUGUAGAAAGAGCCAUCGAAGGUAACCUCUGUAGGUGUACUGGGUAUCGUCCGAUCUUGGAGUCGAUGAGUCCGUUUGCAGGUUGUCCAAUGGGAGCAAAAUGCUGCAAGAACAAAUCGAACAAACUGGACACAAAUGACACGGAGCCAGAAGCCAGACCGAUAGACCCAACUCAGGACUCUAUAUUUCCUCCUCAAUUAAUGAAAUGGCAUCUGAAAGAUACGCUGAGUAUAAGUUGUGGACGUACGACUUGGAUAGUUCCGUGUAAGUUGGAACAACUACGAACAGUUUGGACGGAACAUCCUACAGCUCAGUUUGUUGCGGGAGCUACGGCAGUUGGUGCCACCACAAACUAUGAUGGAGGUCCUAUCAUCUUUAUCAGUUGUCAUCGAGUGGAAGAGCUUCAGGCAAUAUCUGUUAAUGACAAAAAGCUGGAGUUUGGCGCUGCUGUAACCUUCACUAAGAUGGAAGAUCACAUCAGAAAAUUGGAAAUAGAAGGAGCCAAACCAGUGGUAUCGGCAUUCCUGGCUUGUAUCCAAUCAUUGGCCUCUGACCAACUACGCAACGUAGCGACCAUUGGCGGGCACUUGGCCUGCCGGAUGGAUGGGCUGGAUAUGAUUCCUCUACUUUUUGCUUUAAAUGCCACCGUGCAUCUAAUGGACCACACAGGGAAGAGACGUGAUUUAACGGUAGAAGAAUAUUUGUCAAAUGAACAAACUGGAAAAGAGCUAAUCCUAAACAUACAAGUUCCACUCGAUAACAAGGUAAAGUUUGUUGGUUUCUAUAAAACCCCAAGGAAAAGGCCAGUUGGAAGUGCUGGGACUACCACAGCUCUGGUGCUGGAUACUGGGGGACAUUUCAUUGCUUAUUUGGAAGGGCUAUCCCCAAAGAUAAUCAAACUUGAUGUCUUUUCAUAUUUGCCUGAAACUGAGAGAACAAUCCAAAGUUUGUCUCUGGAUAAAUUCGAUAGAAUACUUCGGAAACGAUUAUCAGAGGAGAAAGCUGAAACUAGGGACGACCUAGUCAACCUCUCAGCUGGAGUUCUCCAGAAGUUCCAAGCUGUGGUUAAUGAACAGACAACACCAGAGGCAGAAUCACCACAUUCAGAACUCCCUAUACACUGUCGAUCCGAUAUUAUCUUUGAUGAGGUGCCUGACUCCCAGCCCAAAACAGACCCCGUGUGGAGACCUUUACCCCAGACAACUGCCGAAGAUUUAGUAUCGGGACAGGCCAUGUUUAUAGAUGAUAUGCCUUCGUACCAGAAUGAACUGCAUCUGUGCUUGGUUCUGGGGAAAAGGGCGCGGGCAAAGCUUGUCCAUGUGGACUGGUCUGCCGUCAAGGCAUGCCCGGGGGUGGUGGACUGGAUAGACCAUACGUCUCUCAAUGGUAGGAACAUGUGGGGAAUUAUGGCAGCGGACGAAGAAAUAUUUGCUUCUAAAGAGGUGGUUUAUUGGGGUCAGCCCAUUGGUGCUGUGGUUGCAGAAUCCCGGGAACAAGCUACGCACGCUGCAGAGAAAGUUAGAAUUGAUUACGAAGAAAUGCAGCCUGUCUUAACUAUAGAGGAUGCCGUUAAGCUGGAGUCAUUCAUAGAGGGAGCUGUAGUUAUAGAGCGAGGUGACGGCACGGAAGGCUUCCUCAGGAGUAAUCAAGUCGUGGAGGGUACAAUAGGGACCGGGGCGCAGGAACACCUUUAUUUGGAGACUAAUGGCGCCAUAGGAGUGCCCAAAAGGGAACAGCAUGAGAUAGAAAUGUUCGUUACGCACCAAGCGCCUACAUUCAUCCAGAAAUCCAUAGCAUCUUGUCUUGGGAUACCAUUCAACAGAGUCAUAGUACGUCACAAGAGAACAGGAGGUGCAUUUGGAGGCAAGGAAUCCCAGCCAGUGAAAAUCUGUGUCCCAGUGGCACUGGCUGCCCAAAGAACUGGGCGUCCUGUGCGCGGUAUACUGACCCGAGAACAAGACAUGGCCAUAACUGGAAAACGCCAUCCCUAUCAGUUCCAAUACAAAAUUGGAUUUAGUAAAGAUGGCGUCCUACAGGCCCUUGAAGUAAAAGUGUAUUCGAAUGCUGGAUGUUCGCGUGAUGUUUCUCUUGAGGUACUCGAUUGUACCUUAAACUUUAUAGAGGGUUGCUAUGCCAUACCUAACGUUAAGAUUGAGGGGCGCCUAUGUAAAACAAAUACAGUUUCUAAUACGUCUUUCCGCGGAUUUGGGAUUCCGCAAGCAUAUGUAGCCAUGGAAACUAUCAUAGACCAUGUUGCGCAUGUCCUGAAAAUUGGGUCUAAACAGAUUCAGGAGAUUAAUUUCGCCAAAAGUGGUUUUGUUCCUUUUACCAAACUUCCACUCCAAGAUGAAACAAUAGUGGAGGCUUGGAACCAAUGUCAGAGACAAGCUAACUACUUACAAAAGGAAGCAGACGUAAUUGCAUUUAAUGAAAAACAUUCCUACAAAAAGAGAGGUAUAGCCAUGAUGGCCAUCCGGUUUCAAAUGGGAUAUCCUGUAUCAUUGCUGAACCAGAGCACCGCUUUGGUACAUGUGUACUUGGAUGGCUCAGUCAGCCUUUCUCAUGGAGGAUGUGAAAUAGGACAAGGAUUAAAUAUGAAGAUCCAGCAGAUUGCUUCUAGAGCCCUCAGUGUACCGUUAAGUAAAAUACAUAUAGCUGAAAAUUCUACUAACACAGUGGCAAACGCUACUGCCACAGUUGGAAGCUGUACAACAGACUUGGUUGGAGCAGCAGUACUGAAUGCAUGCAGUGAGAUAACAAAUAGACUUCAGCCAUUUAAAGAAAAAAAGCCUAAUGCAUCCUGGGAAGAAUUAAUAAUAGACGCCUACCUCAAUAGGAUAAGUUUGUCUGUGAUGGCUCAAGGAAGACCUGGAGAUGGUGGUGUGUACUAUUACACAUACGGCGUGGGCUGUUCAACUGUAGAAAUAGACUGUCUGACUGGCGAACACAAGGUUUUAAGCACUGACAUAGUGAUGGAUGUUGGAAGAAGUCUAAAUCCGGGUAUAGAUGUUGGACAAAUUGAAGGCGCAUUCAUGCAGGGUUAUGGAAUGAUGGCUGUUGAAGAGUGGACGUUGAAUGACAGAGGAGAAGUUGAAAGUAAAAAUCCCUCCCGCUACAGAGUUCCAGACGUUGGAAAUUUACCGCGAGAUUUUAACGUGACUUUGCUCAGUGACAGUCCUAACAAACAGGCGAUCGUCUACUCGUCUAAGGGAAUCGGUGAGCCCCCUUUGCUGUUGGCUACAACGGUCCAUAAAGCACUGCGGGCCGCCAUUCUCUCGGCGAGAAAGGACAGGUCGUUGUCAGCGUUCGUUCAACUGGAUACUCCAGUCACUCCAGCCAAAAUACGCCAGGCCUGUACCAUUGGCUGUAUCUGAGCAGUAGAUACAGUUCUAAUAUGUUUCCAUAGGAUACUGCUGUAAUGAGAUAGAUAGUGCAACAAUGAUAUUCUCGAGCCUAAGAAAUGGAUACAGUAUAAUGCAUGCAUAGAUAAAAAAAACAGUGUAACAAUGGCUGAAUGAUAUUUUUUUGUCACCAGAUGAUGAAAUGUACUUGGGUCUGUCUAUAUGAUUGAAUAUUCGUAUAUAUUAUUUUGAAAAGAGUUGUGCUAUUGUUAAUAAAUUAAUUAAUGUAUUUUAUAAAA
This is a messenger RNA of Magallana angulata, 4148 nucleotides long. RefSeq names its product xanthine dehydrogenase/oxidase-like. The record is from RefSeq and is a predicted model, not a curated record. Bases 91 to 3882 code for a protein of 1263 amino acids. NCBI's taxonomy places the organism in Eukaryota, Metazoa, Mollusca, Bivalvia, Ostreida, Ostreidae. Gene Ontology annotation, molecular function: oxidoreductase activity; FAD binding; 2 iron, 2 sulfur cluster binding. The transcript has 34 exons.